Rhea pennata is the source of this 3548-nucleotide messenger RNA. It is a transcript of the gene SPART, whose product is annotated as spartin. The transcript is spliced from 11 exons. Bases 179 to 2074 code for a protein of 631 amino acids. Gene Ontology annotation, cellular component: plasma membrane. NCBI's taxonomy places the organism in Eukaryota, Metazoa, Chordata, Aves, Rheiformes, Rheidae. Gene Ontology annotation, biological process: cell division; negative regulation of BMP signaling pathway. The record is from RefSeq and is a predicted model, not a curated record.
UGUCGCCUUCUCUCGUCCAGGGAAAGGCGGCGGCGGCGGCGGCCUGCAGGUGUGGAAAGGUGUGUUGCUUCAGAGGAUCGAUGGCCAAGUAGUUAAGCUUAAAUCAAAGAUGCUGAGCCUAUAGGCAGUGGGUGACUGCAGUCAAUCAGAAAAACUUCUUCAGUCCAACGUUGGGGUAAUGGAGCAAGCACAGGAUUCAGUUACACAAGAAGAUGCAAAUAUUAAAGCUAUUAAUGAAGAGUACAGGAAAGCCUUUAUAUUUAUCAAUAAGGGACUGAAUACAGAUGAACUAGGUCAGAAGGAAGAGGCAAAAAAUUACUAUAAGCAAGGACUUGACCACCUGCUCCGAGGAAUUAGCAUUCCAUCACAGAGUCCUACAUGUGUAGGAUCCCAAUGGGAGUCUGCCAGGCAGAUGCAACAAAAGAUGAAGGAGACCCUCCAAAAUGUUCACGCUCGACUUCUUGUUCUAGAACAAGACACCCUCACUGUGCAAACAAGUCCUGACGCAACAGGUGCCCCUGCUGAGGUGCCCAAGUUAUACCCAUCUAUUCCUUCUAAAGAAAAGCCAGAAAGACCUCCUGCGCCUGAUUCUCUGUUUGCUCCAAGCCAACCACCUGUGGCAAGCAAAAGUGUUGCAGCUGCGAGCAAGGGACAAAUUCCAGCUAUGAGUCCAUCAGCUCCAAAACCUCUUUGUCUGCCAAAUGAAGCACCUCCUGCCUACACGCCUCAAGCUACCAACGGCCAUUUUACUGUGUCUUAUGGCACAGACUCUGGGGAGUUUUCAUCUGUAGGUGAGGACUACUACAGAAAGUGUAAUCAGCCACCUCCCCUUGAAAGUCUGGGAGUGGAUGCAGAUGAGCUGAUCUUGAUUCCUCAAGGAGUACAGAUAUUCUUUGUGACUCCUGAUGGGCAAGUUAGUGCUCCUUCAUAUCCUGGAUAUCUACGCAUCGUGAAGUUCUUGGAUACAGAUAGUGAGAUGGCCCAGAAUCGUCCACCUGCAUUUCUUCAGGUUUGUGACUGGAUGUAUCCUCUAAUGUGUAAUCAGUCUCCUGUUCUGUGCUGCAGUACUGGAGUCUACAUGUUUCCUGACACAAUGUCACAGGUGCCAGGGUCCUAUGUGGGAGUAGUGUUGUCUUCAGAGCUUCCAGCAGCUGACAGGGAGCUUUUUGAGGAUCUGUUAAAACAGAUGUCUGAUCUUCGAAUACAGGUGCCAGGAUCCCAUGAGAAAGUAGGGUUAUCUUCAGAGCUCCCAGCAACUAAGAGAGCACAUUUUGAAGAUAAGUUAGAACAGAUGUCUGGCCACAAAGUCCAGCCUUCAGAAGCCUCUAGUGAUACAAUUAACUUGCCUCAGACUGUGCGUAUCCAACCACAAGCUGAAGGAGAGGAAAAAGAGAAAGAAUUGCCAGAAUGGAGUGAGAAAGUUGCCCAUGGAAUCUUGUCAGGUGCAUCUUGGGUAAGCUGGGGCCUAAUGAAAGGAGCAGAAUAUACUGGCAAGGCUAUCCACAAAGGAGCUUCUAAACUGCGAGAACAUAUUCAACCGGAAGAAAAACCUCUGGAAGUCAACCCAACUGUAGCAAAGGGGCUUCAUGUAGCAAAACAGGCUACUGGAGGAGCUGUGAAAGUCAGCCAAUUUUUAGUUGAGGGAGUGUGUUCUAUAGCAAGCUGUGUUGGAAAGGAGCUGGCUCCACAUGUGAAGAAGCAUGGCAGCAAAUUAGUUCCAGAAUCUCUUAAGAAAGACAAAGAUGGUAAAUCUACUUUCGAUGGUGCUCUGGUGGUAGCAGCAAGUGGAGUUCAAGGUUUUUCAACAGUGUGGCAAGGUUUAGAAAGUGCAGCCAAGUGCAUUGCUAAAAGUGUUUCAACUGAGACUGUAAAAACUGUCAAAUACAAGUAUGGAGAUGAUGCUGGCCACGCUACAGACAACGCUAUGAAUUCUGCAAUCAAUGUUGGUGUGACAGCAUUUAACAUUGAUAACAUUGGUAUCAAAGCUGUUGUGAAAAGGACUGCAAAAGAAACUGGCCAUGCUGUGUUGGAUGAAUAUAAAGUAUUGGAUAAGGAGAAAAAGGAUAAAAAAUAAGAACAAUGAAAUAUUUCUCAAAGUCUUAGGUUAGAGAUGAAACUUCCUAUUUAGAAGUAACUAUAUUACUAAACUGUGAUUUAACACAAAUCAUACUAUACUUUUCAAGCAACUGUUAAUUAAUUUGACCUGAAAAUAUAAAGUUUGGGGAGGUGUUCUUAAAAGGAAAAAUCAAAGUCUUGUCAUUCUGUAUUGAUACAGGGAUUUUGACAGCUUGGGGGAUACAGGUCUGCAGUUAAUAAACUUGCCUCUGUAAGCACUUUUUUCAAAAUAUAGUAAGAAACAGUAGAAUAAUAUAGAAACAUUAUUGUGAAUAUUUUUAUAAUACUUUAUAUUUGUAAAGAAGGUAGUGAUACUGAACGAAUAGGGUUACUAAUUCUGUUCUUAGUUUUUGUAAAACCAAACAAUUAAGCUUUACUAAAACUAAACAUUAUUUAAUAUGCACUACUUAUUUAAGUUUUGUGUUUUGCUCUUUUGUUUUCUAGAGGAAUUCUUGUCAUAGCCACUAAAAAGCUAAUCUUAUCCAAAGUUUAUAUUAGAAGAAAUGAAAGAUGAACCUCAGGUAUAGCCAUUCCCUUUAAAAUUAUUUUUUCCAUCCAGCAUAUGAACAAACCAAAGAUACUAAGCAUUUCCUUUAAUAAGGGGGUACUUUCAUCCCUAGAAAAAUGUAUUUUUCAGUUGGCACUAUAAGUAAUAUUCAAAGAUUAUUUAAAAUUGAGAUUUUUGUAUGGAGAAGCUGAGUGCAUUUCUGCAUAAACAAAAAUAUUUUUCUGUAAAAACAUUCUGGAGAGGUCAUUAGAAAUGUCUAUGCAUUCUGUCCUUUUCAGCCAAUCCACAAAGAGUCAUAGUAUGUAUUACUUCUGAUGGAAGUCAUAAUAUAUAUGCCUUCUAACAGAAGACAUGAAGUAUUUGCUUCAAGAAACAAUUUUAAGUCAGCUCCUUUAUUCCAAUGAAUUCAUAGUUGCACAAGGUACAUCUUUAAAGAGUAUGAAGACAAGCAUCUUUAAUUGGAUGUGUAUGGAAUAUGAUAGACACUACUGUGUAGCUUUUUCAUUCUACUGCAGUGUGAAAUAACUUCUACGUAGAACAACUGAUAAGAGUCCUUCUUCCUUCUGAGAUGCUUUUUCACUGCUGCUUGUGUAAAGUUCAUUAGUGAGUUUUAAAGCUGCUAUACAUUCUAGUCUUGACUGGUCCAACGGCAAAUGGAGUACUGUCAAUUUACAACUCACCUUCAUAUCAAAUAAUGGGAGAAAAUAACUGUGAAUGAUUGUUAGAAAGUGGUAUUUGUAUAUCAGAUUGGACAAAAAAAAUGUAGUAACAAAAAUAUCUACUGGAGGAGUAACAGGUAGCACAUUUUGUGGUAGUUAUUGUAGGUGUUUACUUUAGCAUGAGAAGUAAAACAAAGGGGCUAACCACUUGAAGUGUAACUUGGACUGAUUUAUAGAAAUAAAAAUAAAAUUAAAUAAAAUUAAAA